CCUCCCCUGCGUGGCAUCGCGGUGGGCGCGCCCGGAGCUGCCCGCCCGCCCGCUCGGCUGGGGCGGGCCCUGUGGCGGGCUCGUAGCGAUGGCGGCGGCCGAGGUGGCGCGGCAGGGUGAAGGCUGUCGUACUGUCCCACUUUCCGGACAUGUAGGAUUUGACAGUUUGCCUGACCAGCUGGUUAAUAAGUCAGUUAAUCAUGGGUUUUGUUUCAACAUCCUGUGUGUGGGGGAAACUGGCCUUGGCAAGUCCACCCUCAUGGACACACUUUUCAACACCAAGUUUGAAGGUGACCCAGCAUCUCACUCACAGCCUGGGGUCCAGCUGAAAUCCAGUACAUACGACCUGCAAGAGAGCAAUGUCAACCUCAAGCUGACUAUUGUGAGCACAGUGGGCUUUGGUGAUCAGAUCAAUAAAGAGGACAGCUAUAAGCCCAUUGUUGAAUUCAUUGAUGCUCAGUUUGAAGCCUACUUGCAAGAAGAACUGAAGAUAAGAAGGGUCUUGCACAACUACCAUGACACCCGGAUACAUGCUUGCUUGUACUUCAUUGCUCCAACAGGCCACUCGCUGAAAUCCCUGGACUUGGUAACAAUGAAGAAGCUUGACAGCAAGGUGAACAUCAUUCCCAUCAUUGCCAAAUCUGAUGCCAUUUCCAAGAGUGAGCUGACCAAAUUUAAAAUUAAAAUCACAAGUGAACUGGUUAGUAAUGGGGUUCAAAUCUACCAGUUCCCAACAGAUGAUGAAUCAGUGGCGGAGAUAAAUGGAACAAUGAAUGCCCACUUGCCAUUUGCAGUGAUCGGGAGCACGGAGGAGCUGAAAAUAGGAAACAAAAUGAUGAAAGCUCGUCAGUACCCCUGGGGCACUGUGCAAGUGGAGAAUGAAGCUCACUGUGAUUUUGUGAAGCUGCGGGAGAUGCUGAUCCGUGUAAAUAUGGAAGACCUUCGUGAACAGACCCACACACGCCACUAUGAGCUGUACCGACGAUGCAAGCUGGAAGAGAUGGGUUUCAAGGACACUGAUCCAGACAGCAAACCCUUCAGCUUACAAGAAACUUAUGAAGCCAAAAGAAACGAGUUUCUGGGAGAACUGCAGAAAAAGGAAGAGGCAAUGAGGCAAAUGUUUGUCCAGAGGGUCAAGGAAAAAGAAGCAGAGCUGAAGGAGGCUGAAAAAGAGCUGCAUGAAAAGUUUGAUCGCCUGAAAAAGUUACAUCAGGAUGAAAAAAAGAAGCUAGAGGAUAAGAAAAAGUCUCUGGAUGAUGAAGUAAAUGCAUUUAAACAAAGGAAGACAGCAGCUGAAUUGCUUCAGUCUCAGGCUCAGCAGGCUGGAGGAUCUCAAACUCUUAAAAGAGAUAAGGAAAGGAAAAAGGAAAAGCCGAUUCCAUGGUUCCUUCCCUCUUUGCCCUACCAAGGGAAAUGGAAAAUUCGGGUUUCCUGUAGAACCUUUCCCUUCACACCAGAAGCGAAUGCCCCCACAUUUGGUUAACACGCAGCUAUGCCAUUGUGCCUGUUUGCUCACUUUUACUCAUUGCUCCCUUCCUGCGCUCACCAUUUUGUUUUAAGCAAAAGUCCACACCCUUGGCUGUUGUGGGUUAUGGUUGUUCUUGUGAAGAACUCAGCAACAGCCUACAUGGAACUGGCAAGAGAUGCUCAUUGCUGACACCUCCUCCCUUUGGGCAGCAGCAGGCUCACAGAGCUGGUGUCCCCUCUUUUCAUUGCUCAGCUCUUUGCCUCUCCUCCUCCAUGUGCAAGGGCUGCAUGGCAGCUGCUUGGUGCUGAGCGUUCAGCACUUCCAGGGACUGAUGCUGCCAUGGGCUGGGACAUGCUGUCUCCAGAGACUGCCUGCCCUCUCCCCUUAUUAAUUUGCCUCAUUAACGCCUCAUUACCCCCUGCGCUGCCUUGUGUGACUCAGUUUUAAAGGACUUUUUGACAUCCUCACAAGCGUGGGCCUGAGUCCCAACCUCUAGUCCCCAGCCUUGGGGGAAUCUCAAACUUGGAUCCACGGUCUGCAACUAAGUGUUCUCUGAAUGCUGCAGGGGUCACGAAGGAUCUCUUGCCUUGUCUCCCUCUCAGUGUGCUGGCCUGGAUGCACAUCCUGGAUCCAAUCUCAGGGAAAGCUGGUCACCUUGCUGUACAUACCAGUGUUGGUGAAGAAAGACGAUGACGUUUGACUUUCUUCUCAGUGUUUCCAACCAUUUCUGUUUUUAAUUCAAAAAUUACUACCUUUUUUUUAUUAUUUGGCAUCUGUUUAGAAGUGUACAGGUGCUGGCAGGUUGCUUCUCUUAUUUUCUAUUCAGCAAAGCCUUGUUUUACUGCAAGAUUUGCACUAACAAGUAGGGUGUUUUGCUCACUGGGGCCAAGAGUCCACUCUGGCCAAGUGCAACUGUGGUUUGCCUGCAGGUGUCUUCACUGUGUAUUUCUGGAUGAGUUUUGUUUUUGAAUAAAGACUUCAGACAGUGAAUUCUGGUUAACAUUUA
Neopsephotus bourkii (Bourke's parrot) is the source of this 2474-nucleotide messenger RNA. RefSeq names its product septin 6 (gene SEPTIN6). The transcript is spliced from 11 exons. Gene Ontology annotation, molecular function: molecular adaptor activity; GTP binding; GTPase activity. Gene Ontology annotation, biological process: cytoskeleton-dependent cytokinesis; cilium assembly. The record is from RefSeq and is a predicted model, not a curated record. The coding region runs from base 89 to 1483 and encodes 464 amino acids. Gene Ontology annotation, cellular component: microtubule cytoskeleton; septin complex; septin ring. NCBI's taxonomy places the organism in Eukaryota, Metazoa, Chordata, Aves, Psittaciformes, Psittacidae.